Penicillium egyptiacum is the source of this 2730-nucleotide messenger RNA. NCBI's taxonomy places the organism in Eukaryota, Fungi, Ascomycota, Eurotiomycetes, Eurotiales, Aspergillaceae. The record is from the annotation of a GenBank genome assembly.
AUGCCGGAAGCACAAUCGCCUGAUUCCGCAUUCCCUAGCGGCAAGGGAGAUGCGGGUGCAACCCCACCAGGCCAGGUCUUGACGGGCAAGCAAGAACACUACCUCAAGCGCGAGCUCAUCGCCCGCGAAGUCCGCGGCGAAAUCUCCGAGCUAAAUUCCCCUACCGCGCUCCAGCGAUUCGGCGCCCCCUUCAGAUCGGAAUUCGGUGAGGUCGCACCGGUCGACUCUGAGCUGCCUAUUCUUCGGUAUAUUUUUGUUCAUCACGUUCGCAAUUUCCCGUUUCUUGACCAAGCACGCGAAAAGGAGUUUUGGCAGGAUAAGCUACAAAUCUUCUUGGAAUCGUUUGCCAAUAAACAUGUCUCGUCUUCGGAGGAUCGACUGGAGGAGACGAAGCGCCGGAAGUUGGCUCGGAAAUGCGAGAAGCUCGUGGAGCUGAUGAUGGUUUCGGGUGUGCCGACCGCGUCGGGAUAUGAGGAGCGCAUUCAAUUCUCAGAGAUGGAGAUCGUCGAGCGUGGUGCUCAGGAGUCGGGACUGCUGGCCAAUAUGCCCGAGGGUAAUUCAAUCAAUGGUUGGGAUGUGAACGUGGCCGCUGUUCGGACGACCUCUGUCAAGCGGACAGUGCGAUACCAUCAACAUGCAGAAUUCAUUAUCCGAGUUCGUCACAACGACAAACAGGAGGUUCAUAUUGGGAGGAGAUAUGGGGAGUUUGUCAAGCUUCACAAGAGACUGAGGACCGAGUUGCCAGGGAAACUACUCCCUCCUCUUCCUCGUAAGAACAAGACUUCUUCCACCUCGAGCUGGUGGGGCGCUAGUGCAGAUGAUGACGCUUCGUCUCUUUCAUCUCUGUCCACACAGGACACGAGUGUUCCCGAGGAUCGGCUCUCUGCACCAACUCUUUCCGCAGGGGACCUUCGGCGAUCAAUCUCCCGAGGAUCUCUGCGAUCAACAAAGUCACCGCGUGCAUCAACCGACGUGUCGAGGGCGACUGUGCUGUACCGGGAGGAGCAGCGUGUGUCACUGCGCGCGUUCCUGCGCACUGUGUUGCAGAACAAGCGUAUUGCAGAAUCCAAGGCCAUGGAAGAAUUUUUGACCGCUCGCCCCAUCGAGUUGAAUGAGGAAGAGUUGAUUGACGUUCAGAAACGGAAAAAAAUGGAUGCUGUGAGAAUAGAGGAACAGAAGAGAUUCUACGAGAUUGCUAGGCAACGAGCGGCAGAGCUGGAUGUGUACAUGGAGCGCUUCCGGCGGGAUAUUGUGGAGAGCAAUGGAUUGACAAAGCUCUUCGCCGAGAUUCGGGAGAAGCCCUCUAUUGCAGACCUCAGCCCGCAAUAUCAGAAAUUUGCUGAGUGGCUCCGCAUUGAAGUUGCUGCGACGAUAUACCAUCUGUUCCUUGCCGAGGAUAACUCCCCUGAACUGUUUGCACAGGCGAAAAGAAUCCACGGCCUGGUUCCGUAUACGCUAAUGAAGAAUGUGAUUCGCAUCGCCAACCCUGCUGCGGUCAUGUCUGGUGUUCUAGACCUUUUCAUGGCCCAGCCCUUCGGCUCACGGUCACUUUUGCAACGCAUCUUCUCAUUAACACUAAACGAAAGCAUCAAAGAUUUCCAGAAAUCGAUUGAUUCUUUGGCUUCGAAGGUUGAAGAUACUGUUCUUACUCAGAAGCUCAAGAGCUUCGCGGAUGCCGAGGAAGACGUCAAGAACGAGAUCCGAGCAGAGGCUGUUGCCGACGAUGUCGACAUUAUUGUGGCCAUCCUUCGCUCCGAACUACUGUCACCCGAACUCAACACGGAACAGGUUGGCAAGGUGUUCAACGGCUACGUGGCUUGGAACUAUGCAGUGGAGCAUGUAGAUCUGGAAAUGCAACAGGGCGCCCAGUGGUUCGCUCACAUGAAGCAGCUUCUGAAGCUUUACACCCGCCAGCGCGACAAGGCGAUGAUGUUAAGCAUUGUUGAGGAGCCAGUCACAUUGCAGCUCUUCCGCGACUUGUUCACUAUCUUCUACGAGCCGCUCGUCCGGGUUUACAAAUCUGCCAACGUAUACAACAGCAUUACCGACUUUGCUCUCUUUGCCGAUGAUGCUAUUAAUGUGAUUGAGAGUGCCCAGCGCCAGGAUGCCUCUGCCGACCCGAACCAAACAGUGCAGGCUUUCAUCGACCUGUGCGCUCGCCACGAGGCCAACUUCUACAAGUUCAUCCACGAAGUGCACCAGCACGAUAACGGCCUAUUCCAGUCUCUAAUGGGUUGGAUCGAGGAGAUUCUCGAUUUCCUGCGCAACGGCCCCGCUGGAGGCAAAAUGGACAUCAAUGCUUUGUUCCAAGGAGCUGUUGGAGUUGGCCAAGUCGACAAAGGCCUUGCUCUCACGGAAAUCAACCAGCUUAUCAAGUGGCACGAAGACCGGAAACGUUGGCAUCUGAAUAAGACUCGCCAGAAGAUGGCUGCUGAAGGUACACCUGCGGAGACUAUCCCAGGAGCUACAACUUUCAAGGGUAGUGAUUUCGGUCUUGACGAGGCUGAUCUGGAGGACCUCACUAUCUCGGAUGAAGCAUCUGAUGCCUCUGAUGAAGACUCUGGAGAUGAGGACAUGGACGAUCCCAUCGCCGUAGAGCGCCGUCGGCGGACAAAGAAGCAGGACCAACUUCGCCGAACCGCGGGUGAACCGGUCAAGCCCGAAGUUAACGAGAUUCUCAAGCUUGCUGAUCCGUUUGGUAUCAUGUUGCGGCAUGUGCUUGCUGAUUAG